AAUUGUUAGAAAACCAACUUAACACAUGUAUAGGGAGUGGAAAUGCUUAGCGAGGGAGGGUGGUAAUGAGGCUUUAACAAAUGCUCAGCGAGGGAGGGUGGUAACGAGCCACUAACCAGCUGCUGGAAGUAAGAGUUUCUGUUCUUCUGUAUACUUCUCAACAACCCCCAAAUUUGCUUUCACUUGGAUCACAGUCUCGAAAUCGUCGAUUUUAGUCUCAAAUUAGCUGAUUCUCGACCUUGUUUGUGUUGUAACGGUUAACUGAUGGUCACUGAAUGUCAAGCCCUCACAUCUGCAUACGAAAACUACAAAAGCGUACUCGCGUCAUCCGCUAUAAAAGAAGAUCAUUUAGUGAAAUCCCCAUUUUACCCUCCUCUUCAAGACCCUUCUCAGCUUCAUAAAAAUAGUUCAUUUGUCCAGAUGAAUUUAGCAAACACAAGUCAAUAUGGAACCAAUUCGGUUGGUGUUAAUCAAGAUUCAAUUAUUUCUAAAUCAAAAAAACGUAAAUUUCCUACUUACGAGCUUCUCCCUUGGCAUAAAGAAGCAACACAAGGUUCUAGAAGACUUCUUGAUACAAGCAUUGCGGAAGUGGAAUGGGGAGAGGCUGGAAAUCGGGUACCUGAACAGAUGAAAGAAGGUCAAGGGGGUGAAAGUGAAACAUUAAAGAGAAGAAUAAUUUUAACAACACAACUUAUGCAAGUUUUAUUUAGGCCUACGCCUUUUAAACUUCUGUUAGAUGAUGCUUUGGAAUGUUAUGAAAUUGUAACAUACUUUGCUGCUAGAUUAGCACUUGGUGAUGCAUGUAGUUUGGCAAAUCAUCCUCAUCAUAUUUCUGAAACGUCAGCAGGGAAAAAGGUUGUAUCCAAGGGUAGUGAUGAUCAGAAUCUUUCAAAGGUUGUAGAAGAUUUCAUUGAUAAAUCAAAGAAGAUAGAAGAUGUGCUUUUGAGGUUGGAGAAUGGAGGAUCAGUUCUUGAAAUAAGAAUGGAAUCCCAAGAUUUAGAGAGAUUUUCAGUCAUCAACCGAUUUGCCAAGUUUCAUAGCCGGGCACAUAUGGCGGCGGCACCAGUUGACACAACCACCACCACCACCACCAGCAGCAUCAUCCCUAAGCUAUAUCCUCAAAGAUAUGUGGCAGCUAGUCUGAUGCCUAGGGUAGUACCCGAAGGGCAUAAUUGUCUUUCACUAUGAUAAAUUUUCGAGUCUUGUUUUUUCUUUUUAGGGUUAUUUGCUCAUUUGGUUGUCUAACUUCACUUUUGGAUCAUGUUUUUGAACCGAAAGUCAACUGAUGUCAAUUUUGACAAAGUAUAUAUAUCUUUCUUUUGUACA
This is a messenger RNA of Lactuca sativa (garden lettuce), 1326 nucleotides long. RefSeq lists its product as uncharacterized. NCBI's taxonomy places the organism in Eukaryota, Viridiplantae, Streptophyta, Magnoliopsida, Asterales, Asteraceae. The record is from RefSeq and is a predicted model, not a curated record.